CCAGCCAAACUCCCCAGCCAGCCAGCAGGAACUGGCCCGCGGCGGGGAAGUCGAAGCUUCGGCUGUUUUCCCGCGAAGGCAGCGGCCGCGAGGCCCUGCGGACCGGGGCCUCUCGAAGGCUGCGCAGAAACCUCAAAUGUAGUUGGAGAUUCUCUGCCCUCCGCCUCCAGCCGAGGGAAAAGUCGCCCUGUUCUCCGUUUAUGCAGAUUUCUUUUCUUUUGCACGGUGGGUAAAUACUCAGCUCGCGGAGCAGUUUUAUUCUCUCGGCACCUGCAGAAGCUCAGCCGAUGUCCGAGCCGCCCCGUGCGCUCCCCCGUACCCACCAGGCGUUCCCCCGCCUCGACGGUCGGGCACUCCCAGCUUUCAGCGCCAAGUUCCUAACUGCAGUUAUCUUAACGGAUCCCAGGAGCUUCAGGCCAUGAUUUAAACGUGUGGUCUGGUUGCGAGAAGUCGCUUUGAAACGAGAAAUGAGAGCGUUACAUUUUAAAAAAGCCCACUACCUAUGGCAGAGGGGACCGACGCCACCCCUGUCACGGAGCAAGGCUCGGGCACGGGGCUCGGAAGCAAGCCCUGCCCCGGUCCCGGGGGCACCGGGCACACCUGGCCCAAGUAACCCGCCUGCCGCACCUGCCCCGUCACUGCUUCGCGGGAGAUGAGCCAUCCCCUCCCGCCUCUGGGCUCGGUGCCACCGGAACGACCCCGAAUUUGCAGCUGGAGGGAGAAGAAAUUUCUCCCGAAUGGCUACAGCGUAACUCCGCUCCCCAGAGACCCGAAACCGGGAGGAAAUCCACCUCUCUGCACGCCUCGGGGCUCUGUCACCGCCUUCAGACUGCCUGGGCUGGAGGGCCUUAGCACGAGCACGGAGGGAAAUGCAGAAGCGCACGACUUCCUCUGCUUCGGCAGCUGACUCAGGGCCCAGCGUUUAUCCAGGACCACCACCGAGCUGCUCCUUUCUCCACACAAAGCGGCAGCCCGCAGACGAACGGGAAGACCGUCGGCCACGCUCGCCGCGGGAAGGAUCAGCAGAAGGGAAACCCCGGAGGCUGGGGGCUGGUGGCGAGCGAGCAGCCCCCGGCCGCACCGAGGCGGGGUUUCGGGGCGCAUUCAACCUCCUGGCGGCCGCACGCUGUCCCCUCGCUGCCAGCCCGGCAUCCGCAGCGAGGCGCGGGGACGCGCGCCCGGCCUCCCCGGCGUCAGGUGGCGACGAACGGGCGUUUCUGCCGCACGCCGCUGACCCCCAGCCGUGCCGUUUUUCCGAACGGAGGCGGUGCCGCGGCACUCACCCGGGAGCUCUCUCUUCCCAACUCGCCGCGUUCGACAGCUCGAGGAGAACGCAGAGCCUGACCGCGGGGAGGAGAGCGGCUCGGCUACCCCACAAGGCAGGGCGGGCCGGGAGGCGAUCGUGUGAAACACAAAAAAAAAAAAAAAAAAAGAGCGAGAAGUCAACCGAGAGGGGAGCACAGAGGAAAUGGCCUCUGUCACAGGUCUGUACGCGAGAGGCGGAGCGCUUCAAAAGCCACUGGAGGAAAAGGUGGCACAGAAAACGGCCCCGCCGGGGGUCCCUUCCCAGAGCAGCCGGGGCAGGCUCCACCCCACGGCUACCAGCGCCGUGCUGCGCUUCUCCGGGCUUUGUCCCCACACAACGGUGCCCAGCGCCGCUCGUGCCAGCGGUCGCGGUGACCGCAGGGGUAGCCGGGCCGCAGAUAAAGCCACCCACGGGCAGCCCCGCGCUCGGCCAAGCACCUUCGCAGCCCCGGCGCGGCGCUGUCAGUGACCCGAGCGCCGGCUCCCCGGGGGCUGAGGCAACCAGGCAGCGCCGCAGGUGCCCCCGCGCCCUGCCCCGGCGCCGGGACCUGCCCCAGCCCCAGCCCCGCACCCCCGGCCAGGACCCGCGAGCCCCCGCCGGGGACGACCGAGGGGGGCGGCAGGAACCCAGGCGACGGCUGCGGGCUCCGCUCAGCCGCACGCCGGCUUCCUGCCCCCCACCCCCGCCCCAGCUCCGCACCACGCCGGCCACGAGCCCGCCGCCCCCCCGGCCGUGA
This is a messenger RNA of Cygnus olor (mute swan), 2042 nucleotides long. Its product is annotated as serine/arginine repetitive matrix protein 1-like. NCBI's taxonomy places the organism in Eukaryota, Metazoa, Chordata, Aves, Anseriformes, Anatidae. The record is from RefSeq and is a predicted model, not a curated record. The coding region runs from base 870 to 2042 and encodes 390 amino acids. The transcript has 3 exons.